UCUAUGGGCUGAACCAAUGACUGUAAACAAAAAAUAAUAAUAAUAAAGGCCUGAAGGCGCACCCAGGUUAGUGCCAGGUGCAUGGUAACCUAGCAACCCAGGCUUCCUGCGCUUGGUUUAGCAGCCAGAACCACAAUUUAGCUGCUGUACUUUAGACCACAGUCUAACCUUAUUAGUUUGGAUUUACUCGCUGGCUGGAAGAAAAUGGAAAAUGUAUCUUAAAAGUCGUGGGAGGGAGGAGUAAACCAGCAGGAUGGAUGUCACAGAGGAAAAUAUGACACCAACGGCGAUGCUUGAGAAAAUAACGGAGCUGGAUUAUGCUCACAGCCAACAGAGGGACCUGAAUGCUAAAAUGAGGCAAUGGCUGGAUGUUGCAGAUGAUGAUAUGGCAAUGCUGCGCUCAGAGAACGCCAACCUCAGAAAACAAGUGAAAGCCCUGGAGAAGAACAUCAGUGAAGCACAGCAGGUUGAAGCAGAGCCUUGCAGUUCCCUCCUGGCUGAUGACCUCAAUGCAAAAAGAGGCAGUGAACAAAAGAUUCAGAAAUUGGAGAAGGAGUACACCAUGAUAAUGGAACAUAAUAAGAAGCUAAUUACUGAGCUCAAGAUCCUCCAGCAAGAGAGAGACCAGGACAAGAUUGGCCUGAGCAGAUUCAAGCUUUCACUUCAAACCCUGGAGUGUAGCAUGGGAGAGGCUCAGUUAGGGCUGCUCAAAAGGGAUGAGGUUAUUCAUCAGAAAAACUUGCAGUUAAAGCACUUGGAGGAGGCCGUAGAAGAGUGCUCCAACAUCAUAAAGGAUCUCAGGCUGACAAAUCAGAAGCUCAGUGAACAGUUGGAGAACAGACUGGAUGAGGCCUCAUUCGCUUUUGUGAAUGACCUGAUGGCAGAAAAGGAAGGAUCGCUCGGUCCCGCUAUGUCCUUCGCAGAGGAAAUGAAUCUGCUGGCCUCUUCAGCUGAAGUGAAAACCAACAUGUCAGACUCCACAGAUCUUAGACAUGAAGAAUUUGAGGUGGAGGAGCUGCCAAAGCCUCAAAGUGCCACAGUAGAUCUUCAGACCAAAAGGUGUGCAGGUGUCUUGGAGACAGCCUUCCAGAGAGCAAGACUCUUUCUGCUGUUUGUCAUCCUCACCGUUUCGGCCCUUGUGGCUUCAGGAAGCUGUACAGGAAACUUCUUUUCCAUCAACACCUUGUGGAGUGGCGCACGCCUGAUGUUACAGCCCUACUGCAGUGUGCAAUACGGGGCUUUACCUCCUAUUUGACUUAAACACUUCCACUUAUAAACAUGUUAACUCUUU
Messenger RNA from Etheostoma cragini (Arkansas darter), 1291 nucleotides. RefSeq lists its product as uncharacterized. Lineage: Eukaryota; Metazoa; Chordata; Actinopteri; Perciformes; Percidae. The record is from RefSeq and is a predicted model, not a curated record. Bases 254 to 1255 code for a protein of 333 amino acids. Gene Ontology annotation, biological process: spindle assembly; telomere localization; actin filament organization. Gene Ontology annotation, molecular function: dynein complex binding. Gene Ontology annotation, cellular component: meiotic nuclear membrane microtubule tethering complex; lateral element; meiotic spindle pole. The transcript is spliced from 12 exons.